Molecule: messenger RNA, 1012 nt
Organism: Meira miltonrushii
Lineage: Eukaryota; Fungi; Basidiomycota; Exobasidiomycetes; Exobasidiales; Brachybasidiaceae
Product: ras-domain-containing protein
Exons: 2
Coding region: 209-862 (217 amino acids)
Biological process (GO): small GTPase-mediated signal transduction
Molecular function (GO): GTPase activity; GTP binding
Source: RefSeq, a predicted model, not a curated record
CAAAUACGGCGGGCGGCGGCACUGCACAGCUUUUUAUUUUGGAGUUGAUUUGAGGUUUGCAUGAAAUAAUAGUCAACCUUCUAAUCGAAAAUUGAAUUCAUACUACAAAACUAUCAUCAUCACCUCUUUGAGUAGGAAAGGGAAGUCCACUCUCAACAACAAUUUCAAGAAAAGUAUUUGAUUCGCUGUCAACCUAUCAUUCACAUCAAUGACGAGCACUGCAAAUGCUUUGAGGAGGAAAUUGGUCGUCGUAGGAGACGGUGCAUGUGGUAAGACAUCACUGUUGUGUGUAUUCGCAUUAGGUGAAUUUCCAACCCAAUACGAACCAACAAUUUUUGAAAAUUAUGUUGCAGAAAUUCGAUGUGACGGUAAACCGAUUCAACUUGCACUGUGGGAUACGGCAGGACAAGAAGGUUAUGAACGUUUACGUCCACUUUCAUACGCACAAGCACAUGUAAUCUUGAUCGCUUUCUCAAUCGAUUCACCAGACAGUUUGGAAAACGCUCAGUAUAAAUGGUCAGAAGAAGUUCGUCAAAUUUGCGGUUCUCAUAUACCAAUCUUGUUGGUAGGAUGUAAGGCAGAUCUACGAAACGAUCCAGGAUCUAAUCCUUCUUCUGGCUUCGUCAAUGCGGAACAGGCAAAAGUUGUGGCUUCGAAUAUUGGUGCAAGAGGCUAUCACGAAUGUUCUGCUUUGCGUAAUGAAGGCGUUGAUGAUAUCUUUGAAGCAGCCACUCGAGCUGCCAUGCUGGUCCGUGGCUCUGGAGGUGGCGCAAAAACAGGAGCAGGCUCCGAAAAACGUCGCAGGAAAAGCAGUGGUCAAGGUGAAGAUGGUUCGGGUUCGUGUAAAUGUAUCAUACUAUAGAAGGUUCUUCGUUCAAAUAAGGUUUUCCCGUUUUUCUUUGUUCUCUACCAAAUUUCCACCAUACACAUAUAGAAUAAGCUCAAACCGGUUUGUUCAUGCAUCCCCUUAAUAGCUUUACUUUUUCUUUACGAUUAAUGGUAUACAUUCAUC